Messenger RNA from Mangifera indica (mango), 5307 nucleotides. RefSeq names its product myosin-11-like. The coding region runs from base 116 to 5131 and encodes 1671 amino acids. The transcript has 9 exons. The record is from RefSeq and is a predicted model, not a curated record. NCBI's taxonomy places the organism in Eukaryota, Viridiplantae, Streptophyta, Magnoliopsida, Sapindales, Anacardiaceae.
AAACAGAGUCUCUCUCUGUCUCACAGCAUGUGAAACCACUCCGAUUUUCAUCAUAUUCCCUUCUAUCAAAUCCUGAAGAAACAAAAUCAUAUUAAGCUAAAAGAAAGCCAAAACAAUGUUCAGAUUACACAAACACAAAUCAGAUAAAUUCGGAGAGAAAUGCGAUUUCAAGUUCUCCAACUUUCAGGCUGUUCAGAUUCCCAAGGGAUGGGACAAGCUCGUUGUAUCUAUUAUCUCUGUUGAGACAGGCAAAACAAUAGCUAAGUCAGGGAAAGCAACAGCACGAAAUGGAAAUUGCCGAUGGAUUGAGACUUUUUCAGAGUCUAUUUGGAUUCAACCAGAUGAUGCAUCGAAAGAUAUUGAAGAAUAUCACAUUAAACUUAUUGUUUCCAUGGGGUCAUCCAGAUCUGGCAUCCUUGGUGAGGCUUCUGUCAAUUUAGCAAGCUACAUGAGUUCAAAAAAUCCUAUUCUUAUUUCAUCACCAUUGAAAAAAUGUAACAGUGGGACAGUAUUACAACUUAAAAUUCAAUGCCUAACACCAAGAGCAAAACUCAGGGAUGAACAGUGUAAGGAUUCAAAUUCAGAUAUGGAGGACAUGAAUGUUGACCAUGAUGAGUUGGAAAACAAAUCAGAUGUUUCUGAUGGUACAUUCACCAGGAGUAUUGGAUCUUCAUCUAGCAACCAUUUGGACAGUGCAUCUCAAGCAGGAGAACCAUGUAAUCGGAACGUGAACUUCUCCUCAUCAGCUUCUUGUAAUAGCUUUGACUCUUUAGAGGGCUCCUCUGGCAGGGAAAAUUAUUCUCCUCUAAGUUACUCAAGUGGAGUAGUAAACAAUCUGGUGGGAAGGCAAGAUUCAGUUGGUUCUCAAAGUGGUUCUCCUUAUAGUUCUUCUUUUCGUGAACCAUUUCAGUCAAAUCAAUUAUCCUUAAAUUCAAAGCCCUUACAUUCUGGAAGCCAUCUUCAAAAUCAAAGAGAAGAAUUCAAUCGUGUCACACGUGCUGUUGCCUCAUCUCCUUUACGGAGUGCUGGUUCAUCUAAAGACCUUCUGGAGGCUGCAGAACUUAAAAUUGAGGAGCUUCGUGCUGAAGCUAGGAUGUGGGAACAAAAUGCUCGAAAGUCAAUGCUUGAUUUGGAGAAACUACAGAAGGAAUCAUUGGAGCAAUCAACACGUCAGGCAAGCCUUGAAAUGGAGCUCUCAGAAUCACACGCUAAAUGUGAUAGCUUGAAAAAGGAAAUUGAACAACUGAGGAUCUUGGUUGAAGAAUCACAGGUGCAACCAACUGCCACUGAGAAAUUCAAGUUUCAGGCUGAUGAUGUGGAGAAAAUCAUAAAGGAAUUGGAAGAUGAGAUAAAGUUUCAAAAAGAAUCAAAUGCUGAUUUGACACUACAGCAAAAGAAGACACAAGAAUCAAACAUUGAACUUCUUUCCAUUCUUCAGGAACUUGAAGAGACUGUAGCGAAACAGAAAAUGGAAAUUGACAGUCUCUCUGAAACAAAACCUGAAUUUGAGGUAGGAUUGUAUGGCCAAGAAGUUGAAGACGAUAAGCAAAUAAAUACAACCAAGCAGUUACUAGUAAAGAAGAUGAGAGAAACCUCCUGUGAUUCAGAUCUGGAAGGUAGUAUUGUCGAACACCCGAUAAGAAAUUUGAAUGCUGAGGUUGAACAAGCAGAUCAGAGGAAGUUAGAACUAGAGCUACAGCAGUUACAGGAAGUCAAAAAGAAUUUGGAGAGUGCCAUUCAAUUUCUGGAAAAAUCUUUGGAGGAAAAAAACCAUGAGCUAGAGAUGGAGCGAGAUUCAAAGACACACACUCUAAUGGACUGUGAGGCAAAGUGGACAGCUAUAAUAGCUGAAAAAGAGGAAAAAGUAACCAGUUUGGAAGCUGAAUUAUCUGAGGCCCAAAAUACUCAAGAAUUGAAGGAAAUGGUUUCUGAAAAUAGAGAUAGUCACAAUCUAAUUGUAGAAGUUGAUUUUCUAAAACAGAAGAUCCAGGAACUUGAGAGGGAUUGCAAUGAGCUUACAGAUGAAAACCUAGAACUUUUGUUACAGCUCAAAAAAUCAAAAAAGGAUCCAGUGACAUCAGAUGCCUCGUCUAAAUCUUCAUCAAAUGAGUGCACAGAAAACAAUUUUGGCUUUACAUCUAAAUCUGAAGGAAGCAAACUAAAUUCUCGAAUACGCAUACAUGCAGAUGAGACGAAUGCUUUUAGUGAAAAAAUUUGUACUGACAACUUGCAGAAUCAAUUUGUAGAUCCUGGAAAAGAAUCUGAUGAACUUGAGUGCCAGUUGCAAGCUCUGAAGGACAAAGUUUGUUUUCUUGAUGGUGAACUCUGUAAUUUUCGCUCUAGGGCAGAAGAGCAGGAGAGUGAAAUUGCUGCUCUGCAACAACAGCUCAAACUUUACCAGAGAAAGAAAAAUGAGAUUAAAGAUCAUCCUGCAGUUGUCUGUUCAAAGUGUAAGAUUUCUGAAUCAGAUACUUCCAUUGAAAUUUCGACAUUGCUCUCCAAGUUAUAUGAACAGGUUCAACUCUCCUUAGACUAUCUAAAGAAGCAACAAUCUAGUCUUACUCAUGGAAAUACUGCAUGUAUAUACGGCUCUGAAAAGUCAGCGAUUGCAGCAAGUACUGAUUUGCUUACUCAAAAAGAGCAAGUUGAGGCUAUUGUGAACAAUUUUACCCAGCUGAAAAUGUUUUUUGAACCGAAAGUCACCAUUGAUGAGGAUGAACUUCAGUUUAACAAAGAAGUCAAAGCAACAGGGGCAAACUCAGAAGAACUGCUGAAUAAAUUGUGGGGUCCUCGUACAUGUGAAAAUACUCAAAGCACUUGCUCUCAGGAAGUAGAAAUUCAGGAUGCAGAACAUAAAUCUCAAACUACAGAUCCUGCUAAGGAACUGUUGUCUCAGAUAGAUGAGCUCAAAUCUGAGAAUUUUCUGAAGGAAGAAGAGAUCAAUGCUCUUAGACAUUACUGUAGAGAACUGGAAACUCAGCUUUCUGAUAUGCAACAAGAGAAAGUCCAGUUGGAGGAAGGUAUGGAAGUGAUGCUUAGAGAAGGAACUACCACCUCUAAGCACUUGGAUGAUUUGCGUGAUGAGAUGAGGCUGCUGAAUAGCAACAUGGAUUCUCAGGUUUCAGCCAACAAGAUUCUUGAAAGUAGGUCUUCAGAGCUAGAGGGUGGCAAACAUGACCUGGAAGCUCACUUGCAUGAAGUAGAAGAAGAGAAUGUACAGUUGUCUGAAAGGAUAUGUGGCUUGGAAGCACAGCUAAGAUAUUUGACUAAUGACAGAGAGUCAAGUCGCUUGGAAUUAGAAAAUUCAAAAUCUCAUGCUCAGGAUCUCCAGGAUGAGAUAAGAAGAUUGGAAGCUGAAAUGGAGGAUCAGAGAGCUGAAAUGAAACAUAAGUUACAGGACUCACAAAAAAGAUGGAUUGAAGUUCAAGAAGAGUGUGAAUAUCUGAAAGUAGCAAAUCCAAAGCUUCAAGCUACAGCUGAAAGUCUCAUUGAAGAAUGUAGUUUAUUGCAGAAAUCAAAUGCAGAGCUAAGAAAGCAGAAAAUGAAGUUGCAUGAACACUGUGCAGUCUUGGAAGCUGAACUGGGAGAAUCAGAAAAAGCUUUUUCUUAUAUGUCUAAGAAACUUGAAGCACUUGAAGAAAAGUAUUCUUCAAUGCUAGAAGAAAUUGCUUCGAAGGAGAAAGCCAUUAAUCUAGAACUAGAUACAUUACUUCACGAAAACAAGAAACAUAAAGAUAAAGUUGUUACUGAAGAAAGUCUGUUAAAUCAGAUGUACUUUGAGAAAACGGUUGAAGUUCAGAACCUUCAAAGAGAGGUUGCACUCCUGACUGAACAGAUAUCUGCAACUCAAGAUGAGAAGGAGAGAAUGGCUUCUGAAGCUGUACUUGAAGUGUCUCGUCUACGUGCUGAAAAAUCUCUGCUUGAAGCUGCUCUUCAAGAAGUCAAAGAGAAACUAAAAUUAUCAGAGAGCAACCUUGAUACCCUCCAGAUGGAAUCUCAGGUGAAGGUGCAACAGCUUAUGGGUGAGCUCACUGCUGCAAAGCAAAACCAGGAAGUUCUGGCAGCUGACCAUGAAAAACUAUUGGAUCUGUUGGAGGAUGUUAAAUCCAAUGAAGAGAAACACAGAAGUGCCAUUAGAGGGCUUGAGUUAAAACUCAAAACUUCUGAAUAUGAGAGGUUACAGGUAGCAGAAGAAGUUUCCAGCCUUAAGGUUCAAUUGGAGAAAACAGCACUGCUGCAGGGUGAAGUUCUGAGCCUUAAGAAAUCACUUAAUGAGGUCAAAUUUGAAAAUGAAAGGCUGGAAGCUUCCUUCCAGAUAUUAUCAGGAGAUUAUGAAGAACUUAGGGCUGAGAGAAGCGUAUGUAUGGAGAAAAUCUCUAGUAGUCAGAAGGCCAUUUCUGAACUAGAAGACUACAAACUUAAAAAAAUUGCCCUGGAGGAAAAGGUUCUUCGGCUGGAGGGUGAUUUAACAGCAAGAGAAGCCAUAGGUUCCCAGGAAGCGGUGCUGAAAAAUGAGCUUGCACAGAUAAGGAGGGAAAACAGUCAAUUCCAGAGAAAGAUAAAAAAUCUUGAGAAGGAGAAAGAAGAAUGUUUGAAAAGGGCUCAAGCACUCGAACAGAAGUUGAAGCAGACUAAAGAAACAAAACAAGAUAAUCUAGAGUCAGUCACAAACCUUUCUCGUUCUGAUUUAGCUGCUACCACUACUUCUAUCCAUGACAAAGUAAAGCUUCUGAAAUGGCAGGAGCAAGACAAAAACAAUCUGCAGGUCAAUGAGGAGCCAUCUGCAGGAGUUGCUCAACGACAAAAAAACCAAAGACAGGUCGAUAAUGCCCAAAACUAUGAUGCUUCGUUGAAGAUUCAAUCUCUUGAGAAUGAACUAGCUGAGGCUCUGGAAGCAAAUGGCAUGUAUAAACAACAGCUUAAGAGAUUUUUAUCCAAUGAACUGAGCGAAGAUGGAACUGCAAAGAAAAAUGGAUACGAUCGAAAGGCAGCAUCACUUGAGGCAGAGCUGAAAGAUCUUCGUGAGCGCUACUUUCAAAUGAGCCUUAAGUAUGCUGAAGUCGAAGCUGAACGGGAACAGCUUGUGAUGAAGCUCAAAGCUGGCAAUACUCGAAGAAAAUGGUUUUCCUGAAUCAAAUAAAGCUUCGGGGUGAUUUUUAUUUUUUUAGCUCUAUCGUAUUCUUUUCACUCACUAAUUUUUUGUCCUCUAACAUGUACAUUGUUGAGAGGAGGCAUGAUAUUGUUCUCGACUGCAUAAAGCUUAUAUAGAUUGAGAAAGAAAUAAGUAAUGGAAAUUUUCUUCUUUAA